CAAUUGCGUGUGGAAUCUAUUCAAAAUGCAACUCUGGGGAACUGUUUUGAAUCACCAACAUAACUUCAACACAUUACAACAUUCGUAAACAGCUGUUACUACAUUUACUACGGACAUUAAUCUCUAUUAUCAAAAUAUAAAUGUUUUAGGAAUUUGUAUUUAAUUUAAAAUUAAAAACCAAACGUGGUAUAAAUUUAAUACGCUAUGUCUCAAACUAUAAAAAGUGAAUUUGGAUUUCGUAAUCAGGACGAUUUUGUUAUGGACUAUGACCAUAUGACAGUGAAAACAAAAGAAAGUAAUAAGACUUCAUCACGUUGUAGUAGUGCUGGUAGCACGCAUACACCAAACUCAUCCGCACACAAUUCAGAUGAUGAUGACAGUGGCAAUGGUAAUGUAAAUUCAAUUGCGACAACUACUUCAUCCAAUUAUAAAGAACGUCGUAGAGAAGCACAUACACAAGCUGAGCAGAAGCGACGUGAUGCUAUUAAAAAAGGUUACGACAGUUUGCAAGAAUUGGUGCCAAUGUGUCAACAAAAUGAUUCAGCUUCGGGCUACAAACCAAGCAAGGCUAUAAUAUUACAAAAAUCAAUUGAUUAUAUCGGCUACUUAAAUCAGCAGAUUAAGAAACAAGAAGACGAAAUUGGUGUGCUGCAAAAAGAAGUGACUGCUUCGCGUAUCAUACAAACCAGUUACGAGCAUAUGCUACAACAUCAGCAAGCAAAUCCAGGGCCAGAAGAAGCACGUCUAACCGAUGAAGCUAAGUUUCAAGUGUUUCAAGCUAUAAUGGAUGAAAUGUUCGACACGUUUCAGCACAUACCGAUGGACAACUUUAAACAACUCACCUCCGGUAUUAUUCCUUGGUUAGAGGAGCAUUGCAAACCGCAUAUUUUGCGUAAUAUAUUAAAUCAAACUCUGCAGCAAAUGGCAGAGGCAGCCAAACAGCAAACUCAAAGUAUGGAUCAAAAUGAUUCGAAUGCUUACAGAUAACUUAGCACUUAUUUCUUCAAUUUUUUUUUCUGUUUGUAUUAUUUCAUAACGUUAUCAAGUUAGUUUAAGGUUUUCGGUACAUAUUUUAUAUAUAAAUACAGCGGAAGUUCUGUUAAACGGACAACAAUCUUAACCAUGCAAUAUUGUUCGUCCUCAGUUUUAAUUUCUCAUACAAACUACAUUAUUUUAAACGAAUAGUUCUCUUCACAAAACAGAAUUUCUUGGUCCCACUGGUGUCUGGUUAACAGAGCUUUCACUGUAGACGGUUCUUUUUGUUAAAUAUUCCGAUAAAAGUAUAUUUUAUUAUUAGCAAAUGUAAAUAUGUCGUAAGUUUCAAUAGUUUUCUGUAUUGAUAUUGUUUUGAACGAAUUGUGUUUAAUACUUGAGCUGUUUUUUUUUCUUAAUAUGUGUAAUAUAACUAAAUAAAAUUACCCUAU
Molecule: messenger RNA, 1424 nt
Organism: Teleopsis dalmanni
Lineage: Eukaryota; Metazoa; Arthropoda; Insecta; Diptera; Diopsidae
Product: max-like protein X
Biological process (GO): regulation of transcription by RNA polymerase II
Cellular component (GO): nucleus
Molecular function (GO): DNA-binding transcription factor activity, RNA polymerase II-specific; RNA polymerase II cis-regulatory region sequence-specific DNA binding; protein dimerization activity
Source: RefSeq, a predicted model, not a curated record